AUGCCUUUAAUAUUUUUGUCGCAUAAAACACCCCAGGUUAUGGAAAAAGAAUUGCUUAAAGAUAUAUUUUAUGGUGGAAAGGUUGAAACUACAGCCUUAAAAUUCGCCUUUUAUAAUACAUUAUUAUUUAUUUUGACAGGAUUAUGUGUUAUUACAAUAUUAGGAGUUUAUAAAGUUAUAGAAAGUUUUAUAAUGCCAAUGAUAUUGGCUUUAAUGUUUGGGGUAGUUUUAUUUCCACUUAAAAGAUCUAUAAAUAGAAGUAUAACUGAAUGGUUGAUGGAACUUGAUAAAAUAGACAAACCUUUGAUUCUAGGAUUUUUAACAAUUCCAUUUGAAUUAAUUGAUAAUUUUUCAAAUUUUAUAUAUGGUUUAUUUAGUUCUAGUAAUAGAAAUUUUAUAAUUGGAGGAUAUAUUGCAUUAAAGAUACUUACGUAUGAUAGAACAUUCCUUACAAUGUUAUGGUGGAUGGAAAAUGUUUAUAUCUUUGUAGAAUGUCUUAUCGAUUUUUUUUCAACAAAAUAUAUUUGUUUAUUAAUUGUGAUAUAUGGAGUUUUUUAUGCAUCAUGGAUAUAUCUUUAUGAGGAAGGGCAUUUAAAUAAAAAAUUUGCCAGAACUUUAUCUUUACCAUUAUGGAUAACAUUUAUUAGUUGUUUUUCACAAUGUUUUUCAUUAUUUCGAGUUGUUGUAUUUGUGGGAAUUAUUGCAAUUCUUGGUUUAAUAUCACUUGGAUUACUUUCUCCUGAUAUUGAAGAAGUAUCUGAAGAAGAAAAUACAGAUAAUGUAAAAAAAAAUGAUACAUUGGAAAAUGAUAAUGAAAGUAUUAGUUCUGUUGGGAAGGCUUUCUCAUCUGAUUAUUAUAUUACAACAAUUCUUGGAUUAUGUAUUUUAGAAUGGAUUGCUAAAAGAGAUUAUAUCUUAGUUGUAAUUAUUUUAGCCAUUAUAUUUGCUAUAUUAAAAGAAAUUGUUAAAAAAUUAGGUAUAAUGGAAAAUAUUAAAAUGAUUUUAAAUUCUUUUUGGUCAUUAAUUGAGAAUAAAGUUAAAAAAAUUGUUACCAUAAUUUGUCCUGGAUCAUUAAGAAAAUUUGUCAAACUUAUGUUUACAUCUGAUAAAAUGUUUUUAAAAGGAUUUGCCAGUUCAACACAACUUAUCUCAUCAAUUGGUGCAAUAAUGUUUUUUAUUGUUGGAGGAUUUUGUAUUAUUUUAUUUAUCAUUUUCCAGAUACAUUCAGAGACUGUACAGUUGGUUAAACUUGGUUCAAAUGUUAUUACUUCACAAAAUAAUUUACUUGAUAGUGCUUUUAAUUAUACUGGUAUAGAUUUAGAUAAUCAUUUAGAUGAUGUUUAUAAAAAUGGAAGAAAUUUUUUGGCAUCAAGUGUUAGAAAUUUAGCUGAUCCAAAAGAUCCAAUAAAAGGUGAUGAAUUAGAGGAGAGAGUCAAAGAAUUUUUAGAUAAUAUAUAUAAAAAAUAUGAAGAAAGUCUUGUUGAGGAUCAAUCUAAAAAUGUUACUGGAAAAAGUUUGACUGAUCAGUUAAUGAGUCUUACAGUAUUGACAAAUUUUAAAGAUGAAAUAACAAAUAUUAUAAAAGAAAAUGUUGAUACAAUUAUUAGUGUUGGUAAAUCAGCUUGGUCUAUUUUAUUAUUAAAUAUUUCCCUUUUACUAAAUAUUUUUGGAUCAAUUUUAAUAUUUGGUGUAGAUGUGGUAAAUUUUAUUUUAUCUUUAAUUAUAUUUUUAACAAUGCUUUAUUAUCUACUUUCUGAGUCUCAUGAUAAAUUUGCCCCCAUAAAAAUUAUUUCUGAUGUAACAGAAACUUUUUAUCCUUCUAGAAAUGAUCAAAAACAAUCAUUUGAUAUUUCUGGUGCUUUUGAAAAUGCAAUCAGUGAUGUAUUUGUACUAUCUAUGAAAAAAGCAAUUUUUUAUGCAUUAUAUACAUAUUUUAUCAAUACAUUAUUUGACCUGAAAAUAAUUAUAAUACCAACAAUAACAGCAGCAAUAUUUGCAGCAGUUCCAAUUAUACCUUCAUAUUCUUUAUCUAUAAUAGGAGUAAUUGAAAUAUUUUUUAUUAGAGAUGAAUCAACAUUUGCUGGAAUUUUAUAUAUUAUAUUAUCUAUUUUUCCAACAUUAUUCAUUGAAAAUGAAUUUUAUAAAGAAGUAAAAGGAAGUCAUCCAUAUAUGACAGUAUUGUCUGUUAUUGGAGGUCAUUAUUGGUUAGGCGUUAUUGGUAUAAUUCUUGGUCCUGUUAUUUUAUGUUCAUUGAUUACUCUUUUUAAUAUUUAUCUUAGUUUUUCUAAGAAUGACAAAAUGGACUAA
Strongyloides ratti is the source of this 2307-nucleotide messenger RNA. Its product is annotated as Transmembrane protein 245. The transcript has 6 exons. The coding region runs from base 1 to 2307 and encodes 768 amino acids. Lineage: Eukaryota; Metazoa; Nematoda; Chromadorea; Rhabditida; Strongyloididae. The record is from RefSeq and is a predicted model, not a curated record.